CAGGGGGAGUGGUGGAGGAGCUGGCCGGUGAGACGGUUGACUGUGAGUAUCUUCCGCCGUGCUCGCUGUCAGCCUCGGAGAGGUCGAGCGGAGUCAACCCAAGAUGCUGCAGGAUGUCAUUCACACUCGAGUCCUCUUUCAUGGGCUGGGCGGCAAGGUCGUCCAUUGCCUCACCCGUUAUGAGCCGGUGAUGAAGUAUCUGGAUGGCUUCGAUAAGGGUGGCUUGUUGUCGCCCUAGCAUUUCGGCAUAGCUUCACAACCCAUCAGCUACAGGCAUGAUCAAGCGCAAUCGUGUCGACUUACGCCAAUACUGUAUAAGGCCGGGAGUUUCUCCGUACAUGGGUGUAUGUACACGAGGUUCCCCGUCGGAUGCAACUUUUACACGGUGAAGAAGAAUGCAAUGAUGGACGAACCUUGGCCUUUUUAAUCCUGCAAAGAUCACAAGCGCGAAUGGUUCGCGGAUUCUUCUUCUUCCUUCUGGCAUAGGAGAAGUCAUCGCCAACGCCCAAUCUCCCAUUGCACCGUUCAGCAGGAGGAGGAGCGGGCGCCAGUGAGAUAGAGUACUGGCUUGGAUGCCGCAUGGCGGACGGGGCAAUAAUUGUCUUGUUCAUGACUCUCGCUGACGGCUUCACUAGAACGAACAGUCUUCUCUUGGAUAUGCUGGGGAUGACUAUAUUUCCAGAAGAUGAUCGCUGAACUCGCCCGAGCCUGUGUUACGACUUUUUAAAGAUUCAAUGAGAUGCGGAUGCCGGGGUCUCAUCAUUCUGAUAAAGUUAUCCUUUUGCACCGUCUGAAAGCAAUGUACCUGUUCAAGCCAAUGUACCAUUGUAGAUUCCUCAGGCGGUCCCGCAUCAACAGGCUUUAAGCAAUCAUGAGAUGAUUUGUGCUUCGGGACUCAAAAGCCGGAAAAAGCCCGCGAUCCGCAAGCCGCUCCCAUGCCACUUGGCUGGCAGUACCAGCGCAAAACUGGCCCUCACCUGAUGGAAAUACUAUUUCCCACUGGCACCCUCUACCGUCCUUGGUCCUCGAACCGCAACCCGUGCGAGUGAUUCUCACGUUCUGAAUCAAGCGAGCCCAGCAUGUCGACUGUUGCGUCCAUCUACUGGACCUUCAGGAAAAUUCCAUGGCCGCUCCAUUCGUGGAGGAGCUGCGGUCGCACCAUUAUCAUCUCACUGUGGAUGGUGUGAUUAGCCUGUUACUGGCCAUGUGGCUUCCAAUCUUUUGCUUCAGCAGCAUGUCGUCGACGUGAUGCGACGAGAGUUAUAUAAACAAUGCGAGAAGCCUGGAUCUGGUGGCAGCCCCCAUUCAUCAACAAGCUCGAAUAGACAGCAGAAUCUUCUGUUUCGUCCAAAGAACAAGCCACAUUCUACGCUUCCGACAAACACCAUUUGAGUGUUAAGUAGCCAUCGAGAUGAAGUUUGAGAAGAUGUCAAAACCCAGCGAGGGCGUCAUCCGCAACACCUCCAGAUUCCUUUACCAGGCUGAGGCCUUGUUUGGUGGGAUCAUCCUUGGUAUCGUCAGCUGGUACCUGGCCCAUUGGAGAGAUACAGAAAAGUACCCCGGCGCACGUCUGUGCUUCACCGAGAUCUUUGCUGGCUUUGCCAUCAUCUACGGAAGCAUCGCCAUCUGGACCUACAACUGGUUCCCCAUCUGCUUUGCCGUGAUCAACUUCAUCUUCAGCCUGGCAUUCUUCUCCGCAUUCGGCGCUCUGAUUGAGUGGGACUGCAACAAGAACUGGGUCGGCUGGGAGGAGAACAUUGGCAAGGGAUACAAGGCCUGCUGGAAGACGACCGAAGCCUUUACCUUCAUUGCCGCCUUCUUCUUCCUGGUCAGCACCGUCUUUGCCCUGAUGACCACCUCUGCCACCACCGAGCACCACGUCCACAUGAUCCACAGGAAAGCCAGCGGCACCAGCAGCACCGCUGAAACCCAAGUCUAGACCCGUUUCGAGACUCGCGGGGCCUGAUCAAAAGCGAGCACAUACGCCCUUUUUCACCCCCCCAACACGUUCGUUUGUCGCCGAUACCAAAAGCACUCACUGUACCAACACCGUUUCUUUUGUGACACUGUUUUCUUGCAACACGUAAUGGAGGGUCUCUGAUGGCGGGUUAUCACUCGCCAGCACAACUCUCGGAGAAGGUGGGCCAAUCCAGGGCGGGGAGGGACGGGGGACUGGCCGAGGGAGCUGAUGUGAAGAGAGCUCUUGUGUACAAAGUUAUCAAGCGGGUUCUUUGAACGACAUUGUCAGCGCGCACACGUUUUCACGAAAGCAAUGAUACCCCCUGAAGCUGUUCUCGCGUCGGCACGGUUGACUUCCAUAGCCUCUGGGACGAUAUGCUUGUCUGUUGAACAUAAUGAGAAUAAUCAUAAUAUUUGUGUUCUGCAAAACA
This is a messenger RNA of Cladophialophora immunda, 2390 nucleotides long. RefSeq lists its product as uncharacterized. The record is from RefSeq and is a predicted model, not a curated record. The coding region runs from base 1412 to 1939 and encodes 175 amino acids. The transcript is spliced from 3 exons. NCBI's taxonomy places the organism in Eukaryota, Fungi, Ascomycota, Eurotiomycetes, Chaetothyriales, Herpotrichiellaceae.